Molecule: messenger RNA, 1054 nt
Organism: Phialemonium atrogriseum
Lineage: Eukaryota; Fungi; Ascomycota; Sordariomycetes; Cephalothecales; Cephalothecaceae
Exons: 1
Coding region: 323-946 (207 amino acids)
Source: RefSeq, a predicted model, not a curated record
CUUCACUUCACGACUGUCGACUCAUCGGAUGCGAUAACCUCGACCAUUUAUUACUCGUGGGGGAACCGUCCGACGACGACGCUGACGUGACUUUGCUACCUCAGACCUCGCAAUCCUGUGCCAAGAGUUUGCCAAUGCAGCGCCUAACAUGCUCUUUGGCUACAGGCGCCAGGUGGCAUUUUCCAGCUCCCAAGAGAUACAGUUGAUUCCCUAGGAGAAGGCUUGGUGGGCAACAACGAGGAUCUCCUUCUUCCGUUCUUCGCCAUAGAGUUCAAAGGAGACGGGCCGUCUCGGUUGGGAGUUUGCGGGUUGCUACAAACCAAUGCAUUGGCGCCUCUCUCUGGUGUGUCAACAUCGCCGAACGGCUCAACAGCCGGUUGGGCCGGAACUCGAUCAUAACAAAUGGAACCGAAGCCCGCAUUUUUGUAUCCUGAAAGGAGAACGAGCUGGAUUUUUUGUUGAGAGAGGGAGACGUUUCUUGCCUGUCAAACCCAGCGCACCAACCUUCAAUUCCGCAGAUAUGUCCGAAACAUUCUCUAUUAGGGCCGGCCCAGGCCGGACGAUUGACGAACGUUCGGAAUGCCUUAGAUCGUCUGGCGGAGAACGGUCUUUUUUCGCUUUUUUUGAAUCCUUUCUAGUGGCCCAUAGGGCGGCAGAAUCGUCGUUCGAAAGUCGACUUGGGGCCGGCUUGCCCCUAUUUCUAGCGAGAGUGCCCCGAUAUCGUCUUCACAGAGCUGUAUGCCAGAGAGGUCACUCCUCUCGCAGAUCCCCUUCACGGGAAGGGCGACAUGCUCAGGGAGUUCCUCCCAUAGAUCCCGUAGAUAGAUGUGGCUUGCCGCCAAGUUAUACUCUCGGUAUAAGGGUAGCUCGAAUUUCCUUUCGAAGAACGUGGAACAUCUGCCGACUUGGCUAUAUCGGCGCUCCCUGGCGGAACUGGCGGGACUGACGGGACUGAUGGACGGGGAGAACGGGAAACUGGUCUUGACGGGAUCAGAAAUCCCUCUAUAUGUCGCUCUUGCCGUUGCUGUCUAUCGCUCUUGCCGUUGCUGUCUAU